Messenger RNA from Silurus meridionalis, 6920 nucleotides. It is a transcript of the gene cntn3a.2, whose product is annotated as contactin 3a, tandem duplicate 2. The transcript has 23 exons. The record is from RefSeq and is a predicted model, not a curated record. NCBI's taxonomy places the organism in Eukaryota, Metazoa, Chordata, Actinopteri, Siluriformes, Siluridae. Gene Ontology annotation, molecular function: protein binding. Bases 568 to 3636 code for a protein of 1022 amino acids.
ACGUUUCUCCAGCAGCAGCUCGCGUGUGUUUUGCGCCGUUUUUUUUUCUCGCGCAUUUCUCUCCUCUUGAGGCUGAACGAAUGUACCCACGGAAUGUAAAUCCAACAUCAAGACAGGGGCGACGUUUCUCUGCCUGUCUCUGUAUAUCCCUCUCUGUGGCUAAGUAAUUGCCUAAGGGAUCCGAAGCCAUCGGGUUUUUUAGCUGUGGAAACAUAAAGGGAGGUGAAGAACCAAAUGAAAAGAGGGAGAACGAACGGAAAAAUAGGCUGUUUUUUUCCCUUCCCCAUCAGCUCCCUGAGAGUUACCUGUCCGUGGCUGCAGAGGUGAAGACGUUUCGCUUUUUUUUUUCUUCUUCUUCCCCCGUUUGCGAAGCUGAAUCGCUCUGAAUGGGAAAAAUGCCUUCGACUCCUUGUCACUGAUACCAUGGACAGCUCACUCGCCAUCACUCGCGCAGGCUGAAGAGGGACAUUUGGAAGAAGGACGGCGCAGAAGGGUGAAGUCAGGCAUUUCUCAGGUCAAACUAACCUACUGGAUGCUGGAAAUCUCACACGCUUCUGGAAGCUGAAGAUGAAGUUAUUAUGGAAACCGUUUUUGCUGCUAUCAGUCAUGGAGUGUCUUACAGAUUGUUUGGAUUAUAAAUCAUUCCACGGGCCAAAAUGGAGGAUGGAGCCCAGUGAUUUAAUAUUGCCAGUUGGUUUACCGGAAGAAGAGGCCACACUCACCUGUGAUGCCAAAGGCUUUCCUGCUCCUCAAUACAGGUGGUCAUUGAACGGCACACUGAUUGAUUUGAGGGCUGAUAAUCGACGGCGUCUAUCUGGAGGGAAUCUAGUGAUUAGGAAUCUGGACCUCGCAGAGGAUGCAGGAAUCUACCAGUGCACUGCUUUUAGCUCACUGGGAGCCAUUCUCAGCAGGAGAGCAAGCCUUCAGUUUGCAUACUUGAAUUUUAAAACUCAAACAAGAAGUGCUGUGUCAGUGCGCCAAGGCCAAGGAGUAGUUUUACUCUGUGGUACACCCAUAUAUGCAGGAGAGCUGCAUUUUGCCUGGGUGUUCAACGAGUACCCAUAUUUUGUUCAGCAAGACAGCAGACGUUUUGUCUCCCAAGAGACUGGAAACCUUUACAUCGCUAAAGUGGAGCCUUCAGAUGUUGGGAACUACACAUGCGUGGUGGUAAAUCGCAUUACAAAGGUCAAAAUGUUGAGCUCUCCCACUCCGCUGGUCCUGAGGACAGAUGGUGUGAUGGGUGAAUAUGAGCCCAAAAUAGAAGUUCAUUUCCCUGAUAUGGUUCCAGCAGCCAAGGGCUCCAUUGUGAUCCUGGAAUGUUUUGCUCUGGGGAACCCAGUGCCUGAAAUAACAUGGAGGAGAGCUAAUGGUGUUCCUUUCCCAAACAAAGUGAAGAUGAAGAAUUCUAAUGUCGUUCUGGAGAUUCCCAGUUUCCAACAAGAGGAUGCGGGUGGUUAUGAAUGUGUGGCAGAAAACAAAAUGGGCAGGAACACUGUGAAAGGACGACUUGCCUUCCAUGCUAAGCCUCAGUGGGUGCAGACCAUGCAUGACAGUGCCUUAUCCAUUGAUGAAAGGCUGUUUUGGGAAUGUAAAGCCAAUGGAAAGCCCAAGCCCUCCUACAGCUGGCUAAAGAAUGGAGAACUACUUAACACAGAGGACAGGAUUCACAUAGAGGAUGGAGCUCUUACUGUAGCUUCAGUCAACAUGUCUGAUACUGGCAUGUAUCAGUGUGUUGCGGAAAACAAACACGGCAUAAUUUAUUUCAGCGCUGAGCUGGUAGUGCUUGCCUCACCUCCGGAUUUCUCCAGAUCCCAAGUGCGAGCACUACUUAAAGCUAAAACUGGUAGCACUGUGACUAUGGAGUGCAGGCCCCAGGCUUAUCCCCCUCCUAUCACAUCCUGGAGGAAAGGCAGUGAACAGCUCCAGAGCACAGAAAGGAUAAGUCUUCUCUCUGAUGGAACAGUACGUAUUAUAAAUGUGACCAAGACAGAUGUGGGAAGCUACACAUGCCUGGCUAGAAACCAGUUUGGAAUGGCAAGCACCACCAGAAGACUACUGGUCACAGAUCCCACACGGAUCACUCAGGGCCCAGUGGAUAUGGAGAUCAUAGUGGGCGAGAGUAUCGUGCUGCCGUGCCAGAUCGCUUGCGAUGCCUCUCUGGAUGUGUCCUUUUCCUGGGCCUUUAACGGUCAGCUCCUCAACAAACUUGACCCGCAUUACGAGCACGUUGGUGGGGGGGUUGCUGGAGAUCUAAUGAUACGCAAUGUUCAACUGAAGCAUGCCGGGAAGUAUGUCUGCGUCAUUGACACUGACGUAGAAAGUUUGUCUGCAGCUGCCAUUUUAAUUGUAAAAGGUCCCCCUGGAGCUCCAGACGAUGUAACAGUAGAAGAGAUCACAGACAGCACAGCGCAGCUUUCUUGGAGGCCUGGCCAAGACAAUGGCAGUCCCAUCCUCAGCUACAUCAUCCAGACCAAAACGACUUUCACUGUGGGGUGGCAGGCAGUGAACACAGUGCCCGAGGUGAUAGAUGGGAACACUUUGACUGCUACAGUGGUAGACCUUAAUGCGUGGGUGGAGUAUGAGUUCCGGGUGCUGGCUAGAAACAGUGUUGGCGUAGGGGAACCAAGCCCAGCUUCGCUCAAAACCAGGACAGAGGAUGGAGUUCCCGAUACAGCACCAGCUAAUGUUGGUGGUGGAGGAGGCUCCAAGUCUGAAUUGGUAAUAACGUGGGAGCCUGUGCCUGAGGAGCUGCAGAAUGGAGACGGUUUUGGUUACAUCAUUGCUUUGCGGCUGCUUGGUGAGCUAACAUGGACGCAUGUUGUGACGUCAGCACCAGGACGCUAUGUUUAUCGCAACGAGAGCAUUGCACCAUUUUCUCCUUUCGCUGUAAAAGUGGGAGCGUACAACGUGAAAGGCCAGGGACCCUUCAGCCCUGUCACCACAGUGUUCUCAGCAGAGGAAGAGCCCAGCAGAAUGCCCGGAGGUGUGUGGGCUCGGAGUAUUUCUGACACUGAAUUUGAAGUGGGCUGGCAGACACUCUCUGACUCUCCCGAAAGAGUUUUAGGUUAUGAGGUCAUGUACUGGGAAGAUGACACUAAGCCAGAGACCAUGGGAAAAGUGCGAGUAUCUGCAAAUCAGUACACGGUGAACAUCAGUGGCCUGAAGGGGUACACGCAAUAUUUUCUCACAGUGAGCUCCUUCAACACAGCAGGAACCGGACCACACACACCUACCAUUAACAUCACCACCAAAAAGUCUCCACCAGGACAGCCACCAGUGAAUGUGGAGUGGAAUCUGAUAGGCUCGAAGCUAACUGUCCACUGGGACCCUGUAAUUACCAUGGAGAUGGAGUCAGAGGUUACUGGGUAUAAGGUUUCCUACACAAGGAACAGACAUACGGAGAUUAACACAGUGACCACUAACGUUACCUUUGUGGAGCUCAUCCUUCCUGCAGAUGAUAAUUAUAUCAUUCAGAUUUGUGCUCUGAGCGACAGUGGGGACGGCAUGCCCACCGAGCCCAUCAACAUACACAAACUGAGUAUGAGUGUACGGGGUUCAAGAGCCUGGCAUCCAACCACCAUCCCCUUGCCCUUGCUUUUUAUCAUCGCAUUAACUGCCAUGAGGCCAAAUUUGUGAAAAGGACUCAUAAUGCACUAACUUGCACAGAGUUGAUCAAUUGUAAGCUCAUUCUUUACAAAUCAUAAGAGCAGUGUAUUAAAACUUUUUUUUUCUUUCUUCAAAAACUCUUAACCUUCCCAUGUUUUAUCUGAGGCAGCAUCACGUGAAUUUGAUGAAACCCACAAGGAAAUUUGAACGCUACAUGAUUUUUUUUUUGUGCAUGUUGUGGUCUCAAGGCAAGCAUUUAAAUAGACUGAACACAGUUCAGUCAUACUUUUUGUACCGUACACGGAUGUCAUGACUCAUAUGCACUACGUGCCAGCUGGUCUCUGUGACCCUUGCGGAGAACAAAAUGCCUUACUUCCAUGUUACAUGCCAAAGUAGUUUAUGUCUUUUGUCAUGUCCUUCACUUCCUGUUGCUAAGCUACUGUUUGUCCAGACAUGCUUUUUAUUCCUUUUUGAUAUGAAAACGUAAAGUAAAUAGUGUUUUUAUACUAUAUUGUCACAUAUCACUGGCACUCCGCGGCUUCGGCGUACUCAUUUUACAGAAUAUGAUUUUUCACUGUGCCUUCGAUAUAAUAGCUGCAUAUCUUGAGUUAAAAUUUACAUCAUUGAGCCUUUACUGUUCAGCCAUUCAUUAUGUUUGAGAAUGUAGCAGUGUGUCUUCUGAUUUGUUUCGGGUUAGUGGUGAAGCAAUGUCUAUGUGUCAUGAGCCUAUGUUAUUGGGUUCUGUCAACAUAUAAAUAUAGCACAGUGUAAUAUUGAGUUGCUGCCAUACAAUUCAUUAUCAGUUUAUAAUGUCCCGUGUCUAUAGAUACCACUAGAGUAUUGAUAUAAGCUGAUAAUAUUAUAUUCUCCCAAGCUGCAUUAUGUCAUAGCUACAGAAUUCAUCAGACUUUUUUAGAGAGAAGAAUUGUUCUAGUGAACAGCCUGUAACUUUUUUUUAUACAAUGCUGAGGAAAAAGGGCAACCUCUUAAGAAUUAAUUAUAUCUAGGGCAAAAUUAUCGAAAGUAAAAAUUAGGGUUUAGAUAUAAAACGAUGAAUAUUUCACAGAGAAUUUAGUUCAGAAAAACAAGCAGGAGCCAGAGAGCAAAAGUGACCAUAAUGUUACCACCGUCAUGUUUUGCUGUAUGGACAUUGUUAAGGAACAAAUGUAGUACUCUAUGCCAAGACCAAAAAUUUAAAUUUCAUUAUUCAGAAAAUCAAACAUGCCUUUGGGAAAAUUUCUAACAGGAUUUUAUGUGGCUUGCCACCUGGGGUGUAAUGAUGCGGUGUCACAUGAAUCAUGUUGCAGAAAUAUGCUAUAGUGUUUUAGACAAAAAUGCACAAAGAUUUGCAUUAUUUAUGGCUCAGAAAUAUAAAAGGAUUCUUUUAAAUAUAUAUGUUCCUUAACAUAAACAUUUUCAAAAUAUUUUGAGAAUCAAUUUAAAUGAAAUCAUGAAGCCAGUGUCAUGCACCGAAAGAAGUCGUGAUAGGAGUGUUUUACUUCACACCUACUUGCUGCCCAGCUUUGUGAAAUAUCUGGGCAUUGAUUGUCCUUUAAACAACAUCUCCUGUCUGAGCUGUGCAUCUUCUCAGUUUCUUUCAAUUGGCCUUUAGUCUUAAAAUUUUGGUGAAAAGCCUAACCUCUCUCUAACAAUUUGUGUCACAUUUAUUCUAUUAAUUAAUAAUGGAUUUAUUAGUAUUCUCUGGGAUUUUGACAUUUAGGAUUUUCUUUUCUUGUCAAACUCCUUGUGCCUAACCUUAUAUCAUUUUUUCCAAUUUUUAUUUUUAAAUUUGGGAUUUAGGACAUCAGCAUAAUUUAAUCAGUUGUGUAACACUAAUAUUUUACCUUGUUAAAAAGAUAAACAACUGUCUGUGCCUGUGUACACAGUAACUGAAUAGCAAAAAGUUUCAACCUGUAGACAUAAUAAAUGUUUAGUUUAGAUAUCGGAAUUUUAGACAUUUUUUUAGUUUAACAUUUUACUGGUAAAAUAGCUGAGUAAAUGAGCCAGACUCACAUGAUGUGUGCGCUUUAAUCUUCACAUCAAUAUUUCUUACAUUAUGUAAUGAUAAAUGAUGUGCCUGAUCCAUGCAGUAUUUCAGGAACUAUUAAAACAUGCUCACAUAUUGCUUUGCAGCCAUUAGGGUUUGACUGAACAGAAUGGUGUAUAUUCUGUCCAUAAGAGCAGCAGAAGGCAUACGGAUGUGAACUGAUGAAAGAUCUUUAGCAUUUUUUUGUUCCCCUCCUUUUUAUUUCAAGUGCAGACAUCCCCAGUGUCCUCUUCAGAGGAUAGGGAGAAGGCUGAUCACACUAAGAACACAGUCUUUUGCCUUGGUCAUGUAAAGUGCUGCAUUUUCACUAGCUGUCUUUGCAUCGAGCAUCCAUUUUGAUUUUCAAGUCAAAUGAAAAUCAGCACAAAAGUGAACGCAAGAGAACAUUCGCUCGUCUUUGGCCUUUUUUUAGCAGAAGAAUGUGUUAUUCUUACAGACUUGUACAGAUGUAAAUGCCUGCAAUCUGUCAAGGCUGUCAGAAACCUUUGUCCUGGAUUGGGACCACUGGGUAGAUUUGAUUCAGAUUCUGAUCAUGGCUGGUUACAUUAUAGGUGCAUGAUGCCACUUAUGGUUUGGGGACGACAUUUCCUUCAUUUUCUAGUUUUUUUUAGCCAGGUAUGCGUUGAAAUGUUUGUGUGAGACCAGAAAAAACGUGAAAAUGUGCGUAUGUGUGCGUGCGUGCAUGUGUUGUGUAGUGCACAAUCAAUAUCUUACAUCAUAAAGUUUUUCAAUUAUUUCGAUCCCUUUGUGUUAUUACAGUGCUGUUUUAAUAAUUGCAGUUUUUGAAACUUUGAAGGCUGUAUCGAAAAAAAAAUUUGGUUUCAUGGCUUUCUUUUUAGUCUUUGUAACGAAAAAAGAAGCAAAGACAUUUAAAAACUUUAAUUGACGGAAAACAUGGCUACCAAGAAAAUAUUCAUUACACCAUUCUUGAAAGAAUGUGACAUCGUGAAAUAUGUUUUUUGUUUGUUUGUUUGUUUGCUUUUGUAAAACAUAGCAUGUGUGAUUCUGUCUUUUGUAGAUGCACAUUUUGUCAAACGUGUAAACAUUUGACCAACUCUUUUGAUACGGCUGUAAAACUAGAAUGUCUUUAAUCUCUGCGAGAUGACAUGAUUGAUCAGGACAAUAUUUUCAUAUUGAAAAGCAAUUCCCACAUCCUGUAUAGUAGCCGUGCAUGUUUCCAAUUGUUUUACGUGUGUAUGUAGCCGGGGUUUUUUUUUUGUGUGUGUUUUUUUUUUAAUAAACAACUGUAAUAAAGCUAUUUGCUGGA